This is a messenger RNA of Thunnus maccoyii (southern bluefin tuna), 1158 nucleotides long. Its product is annotated as N-acetyllactosaminide beta-1,3-N-acetylglucosaminyltransferase 3-like. The record is from RefSeq and is a predicted model, not a curated record. Gene Ontology annotation, molecular function: hexosyltransferase activity. The transcript is spliced from 2 exons. Gene Ontology annotation, cellular component: membrane. Lineage: Eukaryota; Metazoa; Chordata; Actinopteri; Scombriformes; Scombridae. The coding region runs from base 1 to 1158 and encodes 385 amino acids.
AUGAGACUUUCAAGCAUAAGAAAGACAGCAAAAAUUUUCUUGCUUGUGGGAGCUCUUGUCGCGGUCGUCUAUCUCUGGAAAGACUCUACUGAGCACAAAACCAUCGGCCUCAAAGUCAAUGUGAGAAAGAAUGCCAGUCAAAUGAUGACAUUAUCACCCACUAAAAACACAUCCUACACAUACUCCUGGCCAGUAUGUCAACAAAAUAUGUCUGCUGUCAAAAUCACAAACUUCAGCUCACUUCCUGGUCAUAUACAAGACUUUCUCUAUUAUCGACAUUGUCGCCAUUUUCCCAUGCUACUCGACGUUCCUGACAAAUGUGGAGGAGCUGAUGAAUCUGCAAAAGUCUUUCUUCUGCUGGUCAUUAAAAGCUCCCCUUUAAACUACGACCGCAGAGAGGUGCUGCGCAAAACCUGGGCUGAAGAGAGGUUACACAAUGGUGUUUGGAUACGAAGGAUCUUCAUCUCAGGAACGACAGGUACUGGUUUUCAGAAACAGAGACUGAGCAAACUCCUUAAAAUAGAGCACCGCAAGUACAAUGACAUCCUCCAAUGGGACUUCAGUGACACAUUCUUUAACCUCACCUUGAAGCAGAUACUCUUCCUAGAAUGGAUGGAAAGAAACUGUCCACAGGCUCGCUUCCUGCUUAAUGGUGAUGAUGACGUCUUUGCCCACACAGAAAACAUGGUUGAGUAUCUCCAAAGCUUCAAGGACAACAAUGGAAGCAAGCAUCUCUUUACUGGCCAUCUGAUCCAGAAUGUGGGGCCCAUUCGAUUGCCAGAGUACAAGUAUUUUGUUCCCGUUCAGGUGGAGGAGUCAGACUCAUUUCCACCAUACUGUGGUGGGGGCGGCUUCCUGCUGUCUGGCUACACAGCUUUGGUCAUAUACAAUAUGUCCCAUACCAUUAACAUUCUUCCCAUUGACGAUGCUUACAUGGGAAUGUGCCUGGCUAAAGCAGGACUCAGACCUGAUUCCCAUAUUGGUGUGAAGACCGCAGGACUGUUCUAUCCCAACUAUCCCUCCAGCAAAGUAGAUGAAUUAGAAACUUGCUUAUAUAAAGACAUCCUGCUUGUACACAGAUUCCUUCCAGCUCACAUGUAUCUUAUGUGGCAAAACUUACAUGACCCUAAUCUGAAUUGUGAUACCAAUAAAAAAUGA